CGUCACACAGAGGAGGCCUCACAUGAAGUAGAGAGGGGAGAGGGGGCGGAUUGGGGCGCAACCAUCUCCUCCCACACCCGUCCGGUGUAGUCACUUUACCGACCGAAGACCAGCAAUGAUGCCCUGUUCAAUAAUGCUAGCGGUGGUCUUGUUCGGCGUGUCGAUACUACGCUCCGUUUCGGCUCAGAACGCUGGGUUUUUGCGGUCGCCCAUGUCAGAGACAAAGCUCACGGGGGACGCCCUCGAGCUGUACUGUGACGCGGGCGGCAGCCCCGCCCCCGAGAUCCAGUGGUGGUACGCCCAGACCAAACGCGGCGACUCCUUCAAGCAGCUGCUGGACGGCUCGCGCAAGGGGCGCGUCUCCGUGAGCGCGGCCUCCGGCAAGAACGCGGUGAGCGCGCUGGCCGUCGCGCGCCUCGCCCUGGAGGACGCCGGGACCUACGAGUGCCGGGCCAGCAACGACCCGCGCCGCAACGACCGGCGCCAAAACCCCGCCUUUACCUGGAUCCGAGCCCAGGCCACCAUUUCCGUUCUGCAGAAGCCACGGAUCAACUACUCCAAUGACACGGAUCUGUCCACGGGCGGCCCCAACGCGCCCAUCACCCUGCAGUGCAACCUGACCAGUGCGCAAAGCCCCUCCCAGGGAAGCUUCUGGAUGAAGAACGGCGAGAUGAUUUCCGGGACGAGCAAGGAGCUCAAUAACACGGAAUACAGGAUCCUUAAACCAAGGGCAGACGAUGCAGGGGAAUACACGUGUGUUUUCACCUUUGAAAUGUUGCCUCCUGCUAAUGCCACCAUAGAGAUUAGAGCUGCCCCUGAUAUCACCGGCCACAAGCGCAGUGAGAACAAGAACGAGGGCCAGAGCGCCCUGCUGUACUGUAAGUCCGUGGGAUACCCCCACCCUUUGUGGACCUGGUACAAGCUGGAUGCAGGCAAGUCCGUGGAAAUUGACAACUCCUCCGGGCGGAUUUUCGUCAGCAACAAGGACAACUAUACGGAGCUGAGCAUUGAGAAGCUGGACAUCGGCGAGGACCCGGGCGUGUACCUGUGCAACGCCACCAACGUGAUGGGCAGCGCGUCCAUCCCCACCAUCCUGCGGGUGCGCAGCCGCCUGGCCCCCCUCUGGCCCUUCCUGGGCGUGGUGUUCGAGGUCCUCAUCCUGGUGGUCAUCAUCGUGGUGUACGAGAAGCGCAAGCGUCCGGACGAUGUGCCCGACGAUGACGAAACAGCGGGACCAAUGAAAACAAAUUCCACAAACAACCACAAAGACAAAAACCUGCGCCAGAGGAACACAAACUAAGCAGACUGACCACCGAGUGAGUACUUUCUCCCGGACUGCCUACAUGCCGACAAUGCUCCUCUUGACAGCAGUAAUUUAUUCAUAUGGUAAUCCCAUUAAUAACAACUGCCGACUAAUCAACACACAGCGUACUACUGAACCGCCCAUUCACCUUUACGAUGCAGUUAACGUUGAGGUAAAAGCCAUCACGACAGGUCUCCAUCCGACUGCCGGCGGGAAACAGGGAGUCGGCGUUGUUGUCCUGGGGGUAACGUCCCUCCUCAGUUUCUUCUUCCUUUCCAGAUGUCUAAAUGAGUAUCUUGCCCGUGUGCAGGAACCUAGGACGGAGCUCCUGGCAAUUUUCAACGAAGCAUGUCAAUUUUGGAGUAUGACCCUUAACACCUCUCCACUGAAGGCCGAGGGUGUGGUGGCCAUUUUAAGCAUGCCUUGUUCAGUCUUAACGUCAGAACGCUGGGACGGAUAUCGCUUCAGUCUGUUAAGAAAGUGUACACAUUUUUUCUGUGUGCUCUUCGUGUUGCUUUUUCGUUGUCAUUUUUUUAUUUAUCAUUUUCAUUGGCAAAGACUAUUUUAACCUUUUGUUUUAUUAUGAAUUGCAUGAUAUUAAGAAACAACUUUUUGUUGAAUUGUUAAGCAGCUUUGCAGAAAAUGGAUUAUGCUUGUUUUUGUUGUUGUUGUUUUUAAUCAAAAACUUCCAAAAGGAAAAAAACACUGCUUUAUUCUGGUAGAAUACUUUUUUGUACAUUCUAUCAUUCCAUUGCAUAUGAUUUGAUACAGUGGAAUUGAAUAAGGAAUAUUACCGGUUAGUUAUAAAGUAAGGGCUUCACGGUGUCCAAAGUAUUUAAUCAAGGAGAAAUGAAUGAAGAAAAUGUACUAUAUAUCAAGUACUGAAAACAGCAAUUAAAUGGUGCAAUUAGAUGUCUUGUACAUAUUACAAAUAAGUGUUAAUUAUUAUAGCAAGUCUGUAUAAACUUUAUUUUAUAACGCACAUUCUCUACAUUUUUUAUUUUUAUUGCAUUGAAAAUAUUAUAAAGCAUGGCUAAUAUCCUAUGCAAUAUUUACUCAUAUAGGCCUAUUCAAAUUUCAAGGCGAGAGCAGUUUGAUUUUCUCAAUAAUAAAGCUUUAAUGUUGUGGGAUCACUUUACAAAACUGGUGUACUAUAAUACACUUCUGUAGCUGCAUGACUUCUCUAUAAAUACCAUGUAUAAGUGUGUUGCAAUGGAAAUUGACCUACAUUAGGGUGGACAGCAGGAGGGAGUAAAAGGCCACAAAGAACAUGUGAAACCAAUCAUUUUUAAGAAUAAACCACUCCAAAGUA
This is a messenger RNA of Anguilla anguilla (European eel), 2615 nucleotides long. RefSeq names its product neuroplastin-like. NCBI's taxonomy places the organism in Eukaryota, Metazoa, Chordata, Actinopteri, Anguilliformes, Anguillidae. The transcript is spliced from 8 exons. The coding region runs from base 116 to 1300 and encodes 394 amino acids. The record is from RefSeq and is a predicted model, not a curated record.